UCAUGCGCUUGUGUUUUGCUGUCUCUGGUGACUCUGAGCUCAUUUACAAGGUGAAAUUUGUCUGCAUACUGGUGGCAUCUCCCAAGCUUGUGACAGUCACGAGUACUUCAAGGCAGAAGCCCUCGGGUGCGCAGUUCAGAAAGCGAGCGAAAGAGAAGGAACAUUCGGCUGCUCAAACUGCUGCCUCAAUGAAAAAAUGGUUGAAAAACUCAAGUGAUACGGUUGUUCCACAACAAGAGACAGAAUCUGAAAGCCAGAAAGUUACUGAAGAUUCUUCUGGACCUUCAUGUUCAUCUGCUGUUUCCAGUACCUACACAGAAAAAGAAACCUCAACUGAAUGUGAAAGAAUUCUGCAGGCGUCAAAGUUGUCAAAAGACUACUCAGAUCCUAGCACUUGGCCAGCUGCUAAUAAAAUAGAUGACAAAACUCUGUACUUUCUAACUGAAAUGGUUGCCACACAAGCUGAAAAAUAUCCAAAUUGUGUUCACUUCAUGUCAACAGAAAGGCAAAACAGGUGUUUAACAUCUUCAAUGUGGUAUAAACAGCUACCAAAUGGUGAGAAAGCCAAAAGAAGCUGGUUAAUAUAUUCAAAAACAGAGAAUGCUCUUUUUUGUGCUCCAUGCAAGCUGUUUCUUGAUGUAGUAAGCACUUCAGGAACAUUGUCCGCCUUACAAACCACGGGGUUUACAAAUUGGAAGAAGAUCCCAGAAAAACUACCCCAGCACGAAUCAUCAUCAGUGCACAAAGUGUGUAUAGUUAAGUGGAAAACUCUUUUGAAAACUAUCAAAAGUUGCAGUGGUGUUAGCAAAGCAUUAGAAAUAGCAAUAGAGGCAGAAAAGCAAAAGUGGACCCAAAUUAUUCACAUUGUAAUCGAUGCAGUCCUCUUUCUGGCAACAAAUUGUCUUCCCUUUCGAGGUUCUCUUGAAAAUCCACACACGCUUGCCAUGACUUGUACUUCAAAAAAACAAGGAAAUUUCCUAAACUUAAUAGCUCUUUUAGCAAAGCACAAUUCUACAUUAAAGAACAUGUUGGAUAACUAAAAAAAGGGCAAGUGUCUUACUUAUCAAGUACCACUCAAAACGAGAUAGUAGAACUCAUGGCUCAGAAGGAGUCCAGUAGCACCUUUAAGACUAACUCUUUUUGAUUUUUGAUUUUGAUUUUCUAACUCCUCUGGAUCUAUGGCUCAGAAGGUCCGUGAAAAAAUAUUGAGGGAUAUUAUGUCUGCAAAAUACUUCACGAUCAUGUUUGAUUGUACACCUGAUAUCUCUCACUGUGAGCAGAUGAGUCAAAUCAUUCAUUUUGUGAAAAUUGAUGAAGGUGGGAAAUGUGAAAUAAAGGAAAGCUUUAUUGACUUUAUAGAAGUACAUGCAAAGACUGGAGACUACAUUGCUAGUCAAAUUCUAAGGAAAUUAGAGAGUGAUGGCCUGAAUAUAAAUAAUUGUCGAGGACAGUCAUAUGACAAUGGAUCUAAUAUGGCUGGAAUUUACAAAGAGGUUCAGGCAAGAAUUCAAGAAAAAAAUACGUUGGCUGUGUUUGUGCCAUGCCUAGCUCACUCACUCAACCUAAUAGCCGUUCAUGCUUCUUCAGUGCGUCCAGAAGCAUCGCAUUUAUUUGGCAUUGUGCAGAGAGUGUUUUGUUUUUUUGUAUCGUCUACAAUACGCUGGGAAAUUAUGAAAAAGUAUACAGACAGUACUUUAAAAGGAACCAGCCAGACAAGGUGGUCUGCAAAGUUGGAAGCUGUGAGUGCCCUUAAAAAAAACUUGGGCAAAGUAGCUCAAGCAUUGGAAGAAAUUAAGGGUGGAGAUUUUCCUCCCGAAACUAGAUCUGAUGCAGGAAGCCUUUUACGUUUGAUAAUGAAUUUUAGGUUUAUUCUGAAUCUGGUAAUAUGGAACAGUAUUUUGAGAGAGAUUAAUCGUGUAAAUACAGAAAUUCAGAAGAGUGACAUCAUACUGAACAGAUCAGUUUCCUUGAUGGAAGGUUUGAUCACCUCUUUAUAGCGACUGCAAAAAUCUGGCUUUGAAGUUUGGCUUAAAGAUGCAACAAAUAUCGCCACUACAAUGUCUGUGGAGGCAGCAUUACCAGAGAGAAGAAGAUCCAAGAAAAAGAAGCUGGCAGGUGAACUUGCAAGCAAUGAGGCCUGUACAUUUUCAACGGAAGAACGAUUCAGGCAUGAGACGAACAUGGUUUUUGACAGAAUACUAACAGAAUUGCAUACAAGACUUGAAAACAUCAAAAAACUAAACACAGAUUUUUCUUUUCUUGGUGGUGAAAAAUUAAUGAAAGUGAGCAGCGCAGACUUAAUGGUGGCUGCAGAACAUUUGGCAAAAAAUUAUUCAGAGGACUUAAAUAUUGACGAAUUCAGAUGUGAACUGGAAACAUUCAGAGAUCAAACGCCUAAUUUUUCUAAAAAUACUGAACAAAUGAGCUGCCUCGAUCUAUUAUCUGUGAUUUACACAAAUGAUUUACAGGAUGUAUUUCCUAAUUUGUGUAUAGCGUUAAGAAUGUAUGCCACUCUACCAACAACAUCAGCAUCCUGUGAGAGAAGUUUUAGCAAAAUGAAGCUGAUAAAAACCUAUCUUAGGUCCGCGAUGUACGAGGAACAUUCAUCAAGCCUGGCUACAUUGUCUAUUGAAAGUGAUGUGGCAAAUACCAUAAAUUAUCAUGAUGCUGUGAGAAGCUUUGUAGCAAAAAAUCCAGAAAAGUUCACUUUUAGUUGAAGGGGAGAUUAUGGUUUAUAUUCAAUAUAUACAUUAUUACUAAUGCUUGAUUUUAUUCAAGAAAGAAAUGUCCUUACAUGCUGUGCUAUUUGAUCUGUAUUUUCGGCUAAGGACAUGAUGCCCCAGCAAGAGAGUUUACUUUUCUUGUAUCUCCGCUUUGCACCUGCUGAGGAUUCUUUUGGGUGUCAGAACUUG
This is a messenger RNA of Eublepharis macularius, 2912 nucleotides long. RefSeq names its product zinc finger MYM-type protein 5-like. The coding region runs from base 3 to 1040 and encodes 345 amino acids. The transcript has 2 exons. The record is from RefSeq and is a predicted model, not a curated record. NCBI's taxonomy places the organism in Eukaryota, Metazoa, Chordata, Lepidosauria, Squamata, Eublepharidae.